AUGGGAGCCUCUCUCUCUUCAGUCUCUGCUCCCACGGUCUGGGCGGAGGCCGUGAUUUCUGCCGCCCCCCCCGCCCGGAUGCCCCAUGCACCAGGAAUGCCCCCCCCCGCAGAGUGCCCCAUGCACCAAGCUCCUCCUCCUGCUGAAGUGCCCCCCCCCGCAGAGUGCCCCAUGCACCAACAGACCCAGCAGCGUCCCCCCCCCCCAGAGUGUCCGAUGCACAAAGCAGACCCAGGACCAGCUCACCAGGAGAGAGCCUAUGAGUUUGUGGCGUGUCCCAUGAAGGGAUCGGAGGAGAAGAGCGACAUCGACCCCUCCAACAUGAUGCCCCCCCCGAACCAGACCCCCGCCCCGGACCAGCCCUUCGACCUGGACCGGAUCAGAGAGGAGUCGACCAUCCCUCGCCACGACUCUGGGAACAAGUGGGUGUACCCGUCAGAGCAGAUGUUCUGGAACGCCAUGCUGCGCAAAGGGUGGCGCUGGCGUGAAGACGACCUCGGAGCUCAGGAUAUGACGAACAUCAUCAAGAUCCACAACACCAACAACGAGCAGGCCUGGCAGGAGAUCCUCAAGUGGGAGGCCAUGCACGCUGGGGAGUGUCCGUGCGGUCCCACUCUGAAGAGAUUUGGAGGCAAAGCCAAAGACUUUUCCCCCAGAGCUCGAAUGCGCCACUGGAUGGGAUACGAGCUCCCGUUCGACCGUCACGAUUGGAUCAUUGAUCGCUGUGGGCGGGAGGUUCGUUACAUUAUUGAUUACUACGACGGAGAGAUCAACAGGGAGAAUUAUCGCUUCUCCACUCUGGACGUCCGCCCAGCCGUCGACUCUUUAGGAGCCGUGUGGGACCGCAUGAAGGUCACCUGGUGGCGCUGGUCCUCCUAAAGAGACACCUGGACACCUGGAGGACACACCUGACGUCCUGAAGGACACACCUGGACACCUGGAGGAGACUUCAGGAAAUAUUACGUCUCCUUUAGGACACCUGGACACCUGAAGAAGACAUCUGGACGUCCUGAAGGAGACGUGAUGUGUCCUUAAGGAGACGUGAUGUGUCCUGAAGGAGACUUCAUGUGUCCUAAAGGAGACUUCAUGUGUCCUAAAGGAGACUUCAUGUGUCCUGAAGGAGACUUCAUGUGUCCUAAAGGAGUCAGGAACAGGAAAUGGACUAAGACAGUUUUGUGUCUCCUUUAGGACACCUGGACACCUGAAGAAGACAUCUGGACGUCCUGAAGGAGACGUGAUGUGUCCUUAAGGAGACGUGAUGUGUCCUUAAGGAGACGUGAUGUGUCCUGAAGGAGAUGUGAUGUGUCCUGAAGGAGACUUCAUGUGUCCUGAAGGAGACUUCAUGUGUCCUAAAGGAGACUUCAUGUGUCCUAAAGGAGACGUGAUGUGUCCUGAAGGAGAUGUGAUGUGUCCUGAAGGAGACUUCAUGUGUCCUAAAGGAGACUUCAUGUGUCCUAAAGGAGACGUGAUGUGUCCUGAAGGAGACGUGAUGUGUCCUGAAGGAGACUUCAUGUGUCCUGAAGGAGACUUCAUGUGUCCUAAAGGAGACUUCAUGUGUCCUAAAGGAGACUUCAUGUGUCCUAAAGGAGUCAGGAACAGGAAAUGGACUAAGACAGUUUUGUCUCAGUUCCUCUGUGCAUCAUAUCCUCUCUGAGAGUGUUUUGGGUUUUGUUGAAUAUUCUGUUCAUCAUGUCUUUCUUUGCUGAUGUUCCUUUAGACUGUUGUAGCUUCAUCUCAUCCGGCAGCUCUGAACCAUCUAGAGAUCAUCUCUAGAGACGUCUCUAAACCAUCUAGAGACGUCUCUGAACCAUCUAGAGAUCAUCUCUAGAGACGUCUCUGAACCAUCUAGAGAUCAUCUCUAGAGACGUCUCUGAACCAUCUAGAGAUCAUCUCUAGAGACGUCUCUAAACCAUCUAGAGAUCAUCUCUAGAGACGUCUCUGAACCAUCUAGAGAUCAUCUCUAGAGACGUCUCUGAACCAUCUAGAGAUCAUCUCUAGAGACGUCUCUGAACCAUCUAGAGAUCAUCUCUAGAGACGUCUCUGAACCAUCUAGAGAUCAACUCUAGAGACGUCUCUGAACCAUCUAGAGAUCAUCUCUAGAGACGUCUCUGAACCAUCUAGAGAUCAUCUCUAGAGACGUCUCUGAACCAUCUAGAGAUCAUCUCUAGAGACGUCUCUGAACCAUCUAGAGAUCAUCUCUAGAGACGUCUCUGAACCAUCUAGAGAUCAUCUCUAGAGACGUCUCUGAACCAUCUAGAGAUCAUCUCUAGAGGUUCAGACCCAGAGGAGAUUCAUCAUCUCACGGUUCAUGAGGCAUAGCUGAUCAUGUGGAAAGGGUCUGAAGGGUCUGAGGUCAGUGCGUUGACUUCAGGAGGGCGUGGUGCAGGGUUUAGAGGCAGACAUGAGAUGUGAUAUUCAUAAUGAUGUUCUAUAAUAACCUGAAACUAAGAGAGUAGUGUGUACGAGCUGAAGGCCUCCUGGAUGUUCUCUACUGUCACGCGCUGUGGGGAGCAGAGCGAGGUCGACUCCUCUCCACUUGGACUCCUGUGACCUCUCAGUUCUGCCUCUAAAGCUGCACUCGCUCACAUCAUGACGGGUAGUGUACUCUCCCUGCAGGGUGUGGAGUUAUAUUAUACAGGACCAGGAGGGAUUCAACAGGAUAACAGGACACAGGGUUAACUCUGAGGAGGUCAGAAUCAGAUAAACUGUAAUACUCUCUAAUGUUUGAGAAGAGCCUUUGAUUGGAUCUGCGUUAUCAGCAUUGAGUCUUUCUUUUGUAUUUAUUAUGUGAGGAGUGGCUGUGUCCCUGUGUGCAGACUCCUUCCUUCUUGGAUGUUAAACAUUUGACCAGCUCUCAACUGAAUUUCAAUAAAGCUGCUCGUCUUUCUGCUUCUGAAUAAA
Trematomus bernacchii (emerald rockcod) is the source of this 2901-nucleotide messenger RNA. RefSeq names its product cytochrome c-type heme lyase-like. Gene Ontology annotation, cellular component: mitochondrion. The record is from RefSeq and is a predicted model, not a curated record. The transcript is spliced from 8 exons. Bases 1 to 879 code for a protein of 292 amino acids. Lineage: Eukaryota; Metazoa; Chordata; Actinopteri; Perciformes; Nototheniidae. Gene Ontology annotation, molecular function: holocytochrome-c synthase activity. Gene Ontology annotation, biological process: cytochrome c-heme linkage.